Molecule: messenger RNA, 2487 nt
Organism: Myxozyma melibiosi
Lineage: Eukaryota; Fungi; Ascomycota; Lipomycetes; Lipomycetales; Lipomycetaceae
Product: ATP-binding cassette protein
Exons: 2
Coding region: 325-2100 (591 amino acids)
Molecular function (GO): ATP binding; ATP hydrolysis activity
Source: RefSeq, a predicted model, not a curated record
AGCUCAGACCUUCGCCCCCAUUUUGGGUUUCAAUUUUUUUUUUUUUUGCCGCCAAACCUCAAAUUUUAUCUUGUUCCUCUCCCCUUCCUCACAGUCACAGCUCUUUUCAAACAACAAUUGUCAAUAGUGUGCUGCUUUGUAGAUAUAUAGUCUUGUUUUAGAUAUAUAUAUUCCGCACACUGUUUGUUUUUAACUAGUUGGAUUUACAGUACUCGUGUUAUCUCGUGUACUCGUUCUCUGCUUUCACCACCUGAGAUCGCCACUUCUUCGACCUCCCAACAUCUUCACCACUUCUCCUUCUCUUUUUCUUCACACAUCGCAGCAAUGGUCUCAGCAUCCAAGGCUAAGCGCGACGCCAAGCGCGCCGAGAAGAAGCCCAAGAACAAAGACGUCUCGGACGCAGACGCAGCGGCAGACGCUAUCGCAAAGAUGACCCUCCAGGUCGACAAGCAUGGACUGUCCGACAGAGUCACGACUGGUGUCUUGGCUAGUAUGGCUACAAGUCGCGAUGUCAAGAUCACAUCCUGCUCGCUCUUGUAUCACGGAAAGGUCCUUAUCCAGGACUCGACCCUCGAACUCAACUACGGCCGCAGAUACGGUCUCUUGGGUGAGAACGGUUGCGGAAAGUCGACCUUCUUGCGCGCCAUCGCGGCCAGAGAAUACCCCAUUCCCGAGCAGAUUGACAUCUACCUCCUGAACGAGCCCGCCGCUGCCACCGAAUUCUCUGCGCUCGAGUACGUCGUCCGCGAGGCCGAGGCCGAGCUCAAGCGUCUCGAGGACAUGGCCGAGGAGCUUCUUGACCGCGACGGUCCCGAGUCGCAGGUUCUCGAGGAGCUCUACGAGCGUAUCGAGAGCAUGGACCCGUCUACCUUCGAGGUGCGCGCGUCGCUCAUCCUCCGCGGUCUUGGAUUCACCAACAUCACGAUCAAGAAGAAGACCAAGGACAUGUCUGGAGGCUGGCGUAUGCGUGUUGCGCUCGCCAAGGCGUUGUUCGUCAAGCCUAGCUUGCUCUUGCUCGACGAUCCCACCGCGCACUUGGAUCUCGAGGCCUGUGUGUGGCUCGAGGAGUACCUCAAGCGGUUCGACCGAAUCCUCGUGCUUGUCUCGCACUCGCAAGAUUUCUUGAACGGUGUCUGUACCAACAUGAUCGACAUGAGACUCAAGAAGCUCACCAUCUUCGGAGGAAACUACGACUCGUACGUCAAGACCCGAGCAGAGUUGGAGACCAACCAGAUGAAGGCCUACAACAAGCAGCAGGAGGAAAUCGCGCACAUCAAGAAGUUCAUCGCGUCGGCUGGUACCUACGCCAACUUGGUCCGUCAGGCCAAGUCGCGCCAGAAAAUCCUCGACAAGAUGGAGGCCGACGGAUUCAUCGAGAAGGUCGUGCCCGACAAGGUCUUUUCCUUCCGCUUCGCCGACGUCGAGAAGCUUCCUCCUCCCGUGCUCUCGUUCGACGACGUCACGUUCUCGUACUCUGGCAACUCGGAGGACAACCUCUACGAGCACCUCGACUUUGGUGUGGACAUGGACUCGCGUAUCGCGCUCGUCGGCCCGAACGGCGUCGGCAAGUCCACGCUGCUCAAGAUCAUGACCGGCGAGCUCUCGCCCACGAACGGCCGCGUCUCGCGACACACGCACUUGAAGCUCGGCGUGUACUCGCAGCACUCGACCGACCAGCUCGACCUGACCAAGAACUCGCUCGACUUUGUGCGCGACAAGUACUCGUCGAUCUCGCAGGACUACCAGUACUGGCGCCAGCAGCUCGGCCGCUUCGGUCUUACUGGUGAGGGUCAGACCGCUACGAUGGCCACUCUUUCCGAGGGACAGCGUUCGCGAGUCGUGUUUGCUCUGCUUGCGAUCGAGAAGCCAAACAUCUUGUUGCUCGACGAGCCUACCAACGGACUCGAUAUCCCGACCAUCGACUCUCUUGCCGACGCCAUCAACGCGUUCGAGGGCGGUGUCGUCGUCGUCUCGCACGAUUUCAGACUCUUGGACAAGAUCGCAAAGGAUAUCUACGUCUGCCAGAACAGGACCACCACCCGGUGGGACGGCUCGAUUCUGCAGUACAAGGCCAGUUUGGCCAAGAACAUUGUCAUGUAGGCUCCUACUCCUGUUUAUCCCGGUUGCAGUAUUGUUUUUCGUGUUUUUGUAGAGUGUUUUUGUGCUCUUUUAGGUGAUUAUAGUAAAGGAUUCUUGCAAUAGAAUAACAUCAAGAACCUAUGUUUGUUUUCGUUUGGUUUGAUCAGGAAAUGGGAAAGCUAAAGCAAAACUCUGUGAAAGAAAAUAGGAGAGGUUUUAGAACAUUACUUUCUUUAUAUUUUAUUGGAAAUGGGAUUGUUAUCUGCUUUUUAUUAUUUUAUUUUAUUUACUUUGCUUUUGAGUGUUUUUGUUACAACUUUUCAUCAUGUGGGUCUCGGUCGGCUUGGGUCGGUUGGAAUGUGUAUAAAGAUUUAAAAGCAAAAAUCGAAGUUAUAUAUAAAUCUAGAA